AGAAUGACUUCUUGUAGAAGAUUCGUAUUCAAAAAUUUAUUUUUACAUCCUCUMAGAGGUCUAUUUUUAAUAUUUGUAAUUAUCGUUUUUAUUAUUGUAUUUUUUGCUGGGAAUUCUGGCAGRGCCGACAGAAAACAAKCAAUUUAYCCAGAUGAAAAUGGCAWUGAUUUACAGAGARCACCAAAGGCAAAGCAAGAAGAUUUUGAGAAAGCAAGCAGCGUUUCAAAGAARAGCACAUUUCUCUUUAUUAUGAUCUUAACGUCUCCCAAGGGAACAGAAAGGAGAGAUKCCRUACGAAGUACAUGGCUGAAAAAUGUWAAGUCAAAUUUYAUAGCAAAGUUUAUUAUUGGAGGGAAAUCUCUGACAAAAUCUGAAACAGACCUUCUUGAAAGUGAGAAUAAGAUUUACAAAGACAUCGUAAUUUUCUCACAUCUAAAAGAUGGUUACUACGAGUUAUCUAAUAAAGUCCUUCAAGGCUUUARAUGGAUAGAUAAGAACAUUGAUAGUUCCUAUGUGCUGAAAGCUGAUGAUGACUCAUUUGUUAGGAUAGAUAUGGUUGUAUCUGAACUAAAACAACAUGAAAAGUCCAAACCUAGUAAUCUCUACUGGGGAUUCUUUAGGGGAAAUGCUAAUGUCAAACGUAAAGGAAAGUGGGCUGAGAGUAAAUGGGUUUUGUGCGAUCAUUAUUUACCUUAUGCUAAUGGUGGAGGUUAUGUAUUAUCUGCUAAACUUGUCAACUUUAUUGCAAGAAAUUGGGAUUUACUUGAGUUAUACAAUAGUGAGGAUGUAUCUGUAGGGGCCUGGCUAGCACCCUUAAAAUUACRUCGCAAGCAUGACACCAGAUUUGACACAGAAUAUCGUUCACGUGGCUGUAACAACUUUCAUAUUGUCAGCCACAAACAAAGUACAUAUGACAUGUUCUCAAAGUUUGACAGUCUAGAGAAGACCCACAAACUGUGUGAGGAAGAAGAAGAAGUUCACAAAUCGUUUGAAUAUGACUGGAGUGCACCACCAUCUAAAUGCUGUAAAAGACAAUUUGGAAUUCCUUGAGGUUUAUACACUGCAACACAAUAUAAUUUACUAAUAAUAAUGGUGAAAUUUUAGUUCCUCUGGGUUAAACUCACAACUGUUGUUACUAGCUUUCUGUACCAAGCCAAACACAUGGCUGUUAGUAUAUGGUUAGUGAGAAUUGUUGCAAAGAAGAUUACUGGCUGAGAUUGUUUCAGUAAAGCCAUCUAGUGAAUAUUCUUUCAAUUAUUUCUUUUCUCGUUUAACCACUACAGUUUUAACUUUUAUCUAAAAAAGUUAUUUCUUCUAUUAUAAUAUAUGCAACAUGGCUUACCUUUUAGACUGUUUCAUCUGUUCAGCAGAAACUUUAGUAUCAGAGUGGCUGUUUACAGAUAGUUAAYGGCUUAUAGUCAAAAGUGGUAGUGGUUAGAUCAGUACCCCUUAGGGCAGGGUAGUAUAUGAGAGUGUUCGUCCAAAAUUUUCACUACAAAAUUCCAGGACUUUUCAAGUACUUUUUAAGCACAAAAAUGCGAUUUUCAAGGACUAUUGUUGAAGAUAUUUCUUGAUGUUUGCAAAUGUUUCCAGUGGCAAUUUUCAAAAAUAGCCACAUUUCAAUUCAAAAGGCAAUAUGUUAAUUUCAUCAGAUGCAAGGAGUUUUCCAGGAGUUUUAGCGAUUUUUCCCAUUUUCAACGGCUUUUCAAGCGCCCUUGAAAACGAGUUUUCAAUUCCAGGAGUUUUCAAGGAUUUCAAGGAGUAGCGCGAACCCYGAUAUGAACAUAGAUUUAAAUCAUAUGAGAAAGUAGCUAAUGCCAUUAAACAGUGCUCAAUACACACAGCGAAGAGCUAAGUAAAUGAAAAGAAGAGUCAAGAUUGUGACUCUGAGUUUCAUKCUUAUCCACUUAGACAGCAUUUAUGAAAGACAUCCCUAUAAACUAAAUAUGUGUGUAGACCAUUGGCUAAGCACUAUAUUAGAAUAGGUGAUUGUUAUACUAUAU
Exaiptasia diaphana is the source of this 2003-nucleotide messenger RNA. RefSeq names its product beta-1,3-galactosyltransferase 6. NCBI's taxonomy places the organism in Eukaryota, Metazoa, Cnidaria, Anthozoa, Actiniaria, Aiptasiidae. Gene Ontology annotation, molecular function: UDP-galactosyltransferase activity. The record is from RefSeq and is a predicted model, not a curated record. Gene Ontology annotation, biological process: glycosaminoglycan biosynthetic process. Gene Ontology annotation, cellular component: membrane. The coding region runs from base 4 to 1050 and encodes 348 amino acids. The transcript has 2 exons.